AUGGAUACAAAUUUGUCCAUCAACACUCUUCAUGGAAACAUCCCACAAGAAUUGGGACGUCUAUCCAGCUUAAAAACGUUUAGUUUGUCCUCCAAGAGGGAGAGAGGGCUGAGAGAGGAGGCCGAGAGUGGUGAGGGGGCAGCCGGCUUGGUGGCCGUUGGAGUGAGUCCACCAUUGUUGCUUCUUCUUCCUCCUAUCACCACCACCAUCCCUUCUCAUUUGUGGAGUUUGAGAGAGUUUGGGCAGUCCAAAGUGAAGAAGAGUUUUUGGGUCGAGCCAAGUGGACGAGUGCCCAAGAAUCUUGGGAAUUUACAGAACCUACAGAUUCUAAUUUUCAAGAGAAAUCAGCUUACAAAUGAUCCUUCAAUGCUUGAAUUGGAUUUUCUUACUUCAUUGAAAAAUUGUAGGAAGUUGAAGAUCAUAGACAUGGAAUUCAAUUCUUUUGAUGGAAUAUUACCAAAAUCCUUCGAUAAAUUUUCAGCAUCUGUGGAAUCUUUCAUUGCCUAUCAAUGUGGUAUUAAAGGUAAUCUGAUUUCAUUGCAAAAUUUGGAUCCAUCUAACAACAGUCUUGAUGGUGUAAUCCCCGAGUCAUUGGAGAAACUUGUGUACCUUGAGUAUUUCGAUGUUUUGUUCAAUGAACUAAGUGGUGAAAUUCCAAAUGGAGGGCCUUUUAGAAACUUCACAUCAAAUUUUUUCAUAAGCAAUAUAGAAUUGUGUGGAGCAUCUAAAUUUAAGGUCAAGCCUUGCAAAGAUAAUAAAACUAGAUUAUCUAGCAGUUCCAGAGUUUUGAUGUCUAUUUUACCAUCAAUUGCUGUGGUAUUUAUUCUGGCCAUUACUGUGGUAUAUUUAAUAAGACGUCAUAGCAGAAAUAUAUUUCUUUCAGCUCAGUCUACUUCCCCUAACACCAUCAAGAGGAUUUCAUAUUAUGAAGUUUUGCUACCAAUGAAUUUGGUUUUUAACCUAGAUUUGAAAAAUGCAAACCAAAGUUUUGAUACUGAGUGCCAAAUGCUUUGCAAUGUUUGUCAUAGAAAUCUUGUCAAGCCCGAUAACAUACUUUUAGAUGAAGAUAUGGUUGCCCAUGUUGCAAACUUUGGCAUUGCCGGGCUUUUCACUGAAGACCAGAGAAUUUUGAUUACCAAGACGUUGGGCACAAUUGGAUAUAUUGCUCCAGGUAAAUGGUUUCUGUCAUCUGCAUGUGUGUAG
Molecule: messenger RNA, 1203 nt
Organism: Olea europaea var. sylvestris
Lineage: Eukaryota; Viridiplantae; Streptophyta; Magnoliopsida; Lamiales; Oleaceae
Product: probable LRR receptor-like serine/threonine-protein kinase At3g47570
Exons: 7
Coding region: 1-1203 (400 amino acids)
Molecular function (GO): protein binding
Source: RefSeq, a predicted model, not a curated record